AUGGGACUUAGAGGGAAACCUGGAAAGAAGGAAGAGUCUGUGGCUGUGGCAGUAGACAAGGACAAAGGAAGUCAGCAUGCUAUCAAAUGGACUGUUGAUAAUCUUCUCAGCAGGGGCCAAAAUGUCACAUUGCUCCAUGUCAAAGAAACUGCAUCUCACCACCAUAACCACCAUCACCAUAAGGAGGCCGGAAAGGUGCACCAAAGCCAAGCUGAUGCUCAAGCCAAAGAAUUGUUUCUUCCAUUCCGCGGCUAUUGCACCAAAAAGGCUAUAAAAUGCCAUGAGAUCAUAAUUGAGGACAAUGAUAUAUCUAAAGCCCUCGUCAACUAUGUUACCACUAAUUUAAUUGAGAUUUUGGUGCUUGGCACACCAUCAAAGAAUGGUCUUUUCAGGUUCAUGACCACGGAUGUUCCAACCAUUGUGUCGAAAAAGGCACCAGACUUUUGCACGGUGUAUGUCAUUGGCCGGGGAAAAAUCUCAAUUGUGCGAUCCGCUACCGGUUCAGUACCUGAAAGAGUCUCACCGCCACCUCAAGAAAUAGAGCAUCACUCCAGCAAAGCUUCUGAAUCUUAUCCACAAAUGAGGAUGAGCAAUCAUAAACCCAGAGCACCAGAAAGGACACAGUUUUCAGCCCGUUGGCAUCCAAACGAAAACGAAAUCAUGUCACCUUUCAGCAGAGGAAACUCUGCACUGAACAAAUCAUAUGAGCUUCCACCGGACAGUGAUAUAUCUUAUGUAAGCAGCGGAACGCCAGGCAGGGAUCACAUGUUUCCUUCAUUCUAUGACAGCAUGUCAUCGGGAAUGACCUCGCGUUUUUCAAUCAACUCCGAUUUGGACAGCAGAAGCUCCACCUCUACGGCAUCCUACUCUGGAACCAAGUUUAUCGACAUGAGCUCUCCAAGCUCAUUUGAAAGUGGAAACUCGUGGUCAUCGUCACAGAACGCGGAUGAUGUGGACGCCGAGAUGAGGAGGCUCAGGCUAGAGCUCAAACACACAAGGGAUAUGUACAAUACAGCCUGCAAGGAGGGAGUCACAGAAAAACAUAAGGGAAAGGAAGUCAACCAAUGGAAAUUGGAAGAAGAACUGAGAUUAGAAGAGGCACGAACAGUUGAGGAAGCUGCAUUGUCACUUGUAGGGAAGGAGAAAGCAAAGUGUAGGGCUGCCAUGGAGGCAGCAGAAGCAGCUCAAAGGAUUGCUGAAUUGGAAACACAAAAAAGGAGAAAUGUAGAAUUGAAAGCCCUUAGAGAAACUGAACACAGGAAGACGGCGCUAGAAUCAAACGCAUAUGACCUCAGGUACAGGAAAUACACAAUUGAGGAGAUUGAAACAGCAACAAAUGAUUUCUCAGCGGGUUAUAAGAUUGGGGAAGGAGGCUAUGGGCCUGUAUAUAGAGGUGAGCUCGACCACACACCAGUGGCAAUAAAAGUUCUACGCCCCGAUGCAGCUCAUGGAGAGGAGCAGUUCAAGAAAGAGGUUGAAGUAUUGAGUUGCAUCAGACAUCCAAACAUGGUUCUCCUUCUUGGAGCAUGUCCAGAAUUUGGUUGUCUGGUCUAUGAGUACAUGGCUAAUGGGAGCUUAGAGGACCGUCUCUUCCGGCGAGGUAACACCCCAGUUAUUCCUUGGCAGUUAAGGUUCAGAAUUGCUGCAGAAAUUGCGACAGGGCUUUUGUUCCUUCAUCAGACCAAGCCAGAACCCCUUGUCCACCGUGACCUAAAACCUGGAAACAUUUUGCUAGACCAUAACUAUGUGAGCAAGAUCAGUGAUGUAGGUUUGGCCAGGCUUGUUCCUGCAUCGGUUGCCAAUUCUGUGACUCAGUAUCACAUGACAUCAACAGCCGGAACAUUCUGUUAUAUCGACCCAGAGUAUCAGCAAACAGGACUGCUUGGAGUAAAAUCUGAUGUCUAUUCACUUGGGGUCCUGCUUCUACAAAUAGUGACUGCCAGACCACCAAUGGGUUUGACUCAUCUUGUUGAGGAAGCUAUUGACACAGGGGCUUUUGCUGAGGUGCUUGACCCUGCUAUUUCUGACUGGCCUAUUGAGGAAGCCUUGAAGUUUGCCAAGCUUUCUUUGCAGUGUGCUGAAAUGAGGCGAAAAGACAGACCAGAUCUCGGGAAGGUUCUUCUACCGGAGCUUAAUAGAUUCAGAGAAUUUGGUCAAGAUAGCAUGAAUCGGCUCAUGUUUGGCGGUAGCCAAGUGUUCUCAGAAAAACGAGGCGCGAUUUCCACAAGACAAGAUGUGAUAAGUGACACCAAUCUAACACAUUCAGGAUAUGAUAGCUCAAGGAGUUAG
Messenger RNA from Prunus persica (peach), 2289 nucleotides. RefSeq names its product U-box domain-containing protein 52. NCBI's taxonomy places the organism in Eukaryota, Viridiplantae, Streptophyta, Magnoliopsida, Rosales, Rosaceae. Gene Ontology annotation, molecular function: ATP binding; protein kinase activity. Bases 1 to 2289 code for a protein of 762 amino acids. The transcript is spliced from 11 exons. Gene Ontology annotation, biological process: protein phosphorylation. The record is from RefSeq and is a predicted model, not a curated record.